Manihot esculenta (cassava) is the source of this 1468-nucleotide messenger RNA. RefSeq names its product probable protein ABIL5. The record is from RefSeq and is a predicted model, not a curated record. The transcript has 8 exons. Lineage: Eukaryota; Viridiplantae; Streptophyta; Magnoliopsida; Malpighiales; Euphorbiaceae. The coding region runs from base 498 to 1277 and encodes 259 amino acids.
GAGAGGAAAAGUGCCAACCUUGAAAUGAGCAAUUCUUGGGUUCAUAUGAAUUUUAUGGGGACCUCACUGUUAUUUUACAUUACUGAGUUAUGUUUUUCCUGAAAUGAAAUAAUCUCGGCCACUGGAUCACCGUGUCAGUCGGUGAUUGCACUUUUCCCAAAAAGACAAAAGAAAACAUGGGAACAUUAGAUCACGGGACUGCAAGAUUGCUUUAUAAUCUUUGUCAUCUUCUGGUGCUGUGCAUGUUUCAAAAGAAUCUCUCUUUACUGGUUUUUUUUGGUUGUUUCAUUCACUCACUGCUCCAUAAUGGAAAUAUCACGAGGCUCCAGUUACCCAUGCUCCUUUUCUACGUCUCUCUGUUUCUAUACACUGACGAAACAGCACUCAAUCAUCACCAUGUUUAAAAUUAAGAAUGAACAUGAAAGAAAGAAAGAUAAGAAGAGCUAACUAGACACUCAUAUCUUUGCAUUCAUUUUCUUCAAGCUCUCAAGUAGAAAAUGCAGUUCUCCGAAACAUCUGUCUGUAAAACCUCAGAAAGCGAGUCCGAAAACGUUCUGCGUUUCAACAAGUCUCUUCAAGAACUCAGAGACUUGCGGUUGCAGCUGCAUCAUGCAGCCGAAUACUGUGAAGCAACAUUCAUGAAUGCCAAAGAGAAGAAAGUUGUUGUGGAAAACACAAAAGAGUACAUAUGCAGAGCUGUGGUUGCUGUUGUUGAUCAUCUUGGAUGUGUCUCUUCUAAUCUAAAUCAAAGCAUUUCUAAGAACAAUGAAUUUUCUGAGGCUGAACUUAGAAUUAACAGCCUAAAUCAAAGGCUUCUUUCAUGUGAAGAAUAUGCUCAAAAGCUUGCUCUAAAAAGAGUAAGAUGGAGUGCAAAUUUGCCAAGAUUUCAUCGCCGAUACUUAUCAGCACCAAUCACAAAUGUUGAGAUUGACAAGUUAAAUGAAGAUGAAAGGAACCCGAAUUCUCCAGCUGCUAAAAUCAUCAUAGAUAAGCCUGGAUUUGAAGCAGAGGACUUGCCACUUUUCUUGUGCACUUACACCCAGAAACCAUCUCUGGCUAGGAAUUCAUAUUCCAUUGAGAAAGAUGACUCUGAUUCUGCUUCAGCACUUCCUGUUCAUGAUGGCCUUUCAAUACUAUCUAAAGCUCCAAAUCCCACUUUCCAUUUUCAGCAAAUUUCUCAGAAGCAUGGACGGUACAGAUUGUUCAGAAAAUCAGCAUCACGGAACAGUAGUAAUGAGAUCUUCUCACUCAUUCGGCGAAUUAAACGAACAAUAUGAAUAAAUUUGUGUAUAUUUAUUUGUUUUGCUUAGUGAGUGAUCAUAGAGAUUGUGAUGAUUCUUGUAUUUGGAGUAGUGUUAAAAUUUCUUCUCCUUUCAGCUUUAUAGUUCCAAGUGAGGAGGAUGUAUAUUAGGAUCAUUAACAGCCUUUCUGGUUCUAAAUGUGAGAUUUGUAGCUUUUGCAUGUGAAA